GGCAGGGAGGGGGCGGGGCUCGCAGGGCGGGGCCGGGCUGUGGCGGCGGCGCGGGCCGUGUGAGGGGCAGGCUCCCACGAUGUUUGCCCAGUGCUCCCGGAAUUCUGUGAGCCCCCUGGUGCUGCUGGUGCUGCUGGGCUGCCUCCUGUGCCCCCCAGCACAGGCCAGCAAGAGCUCCGAGGACAUUCGCUGCAAGUGCAUCUGCCCCCCAUACCGGAACAUCAGCGGGCACAUCUACAACAAAAAUGUGUCCCAGAAGGACUGCAACUGCCUGCACGUGGUGGAGCCCAUGCCAGUGCCUGGGAAUGACGUGGAGGCCUACUGCCUGCUGUGUGAGUGCAAGUACGAGGAGCGCAGCACCACCACCAUCAAGGUGAUCAUCAUCAUCUACCUAUCGGUGGUGGGGGCCCUGCUGCUGUACAUGGCGUUCCUGGUGCUCGUGGACCCCCUGAUCCGCAAGCCCGACCCCUACACCCAACCCCUGCACAACGAGGAGGAGAGCGAGGACACUCGCUCCUUGGCCGCAGUGCCCGCCCCGGCUGGAGCCCGAGCCAACACAGUGCUGGAGCGCGUGGAAGGGGCCCAGCAGCGCUGGAAGAGGCAGGUGCAGGAGCAGAGGAAGACGGUGUUUGACCGGCACAAGAUGCUGAGUUAGAUCCCUGUGGGCCCUCGGCAUCACUUCCCAGGACACAGGGCAGCUUCUGGUGCAGCUGGACAGUGAUGGCCCUCGGGACACCGCGCUGUUGGACUGAAAGCUCGAACCCUUCCCUGAUUUACCAUCUCCAUCAGCCCCAAAUGCCUCCUCUGGUUCUGCCCCCCCGCCCUUCCCCUCUCAGAGCCCAGAGGCUCCCUCCUCUGCUUGGCUGAUCCUGGGGCUGCAUGUGGAAGCCCCAGACUCCUGGGGCUCCAUCAACCCACCCCACAUCAGACAGGGAUCUCAGUACGAGCGCUGGGAGCUGGCUGAGUCUUCCUCGGAUAAAAAUAGUGGGAUAAUUUUGAUGUAGGAUAAAUUAUGUGAUGCUCCUCCAGGAUGAAACAGCCACCUCCUCCUCUUCCUCCAGCAUGCACUGAUGUUAACUGGGCAUUGUGGUGCACGUGUGCAGCACUGGGAGGAAGAGGAGGAGGUUCCUGCCAGCUGCUGCUUCCAUUUAUCCUGGUGCAAAUGGAGAGAUUUCCAUACCCCAGUGAAGUCUGUUCAGGUUUACACCGGCACAGCUGAGGCAACAGCUUGUUUGUGUGCCAAUGAAUAUCACAAACCAAUUGGUUCCUGCACCAGUAAGAGUCCAGCAGGUAAAAACGGCUGAUUUACAUUUGUGUCUUUUCAUUCUUUAGCAGUGGGUAAAAACCUCCUGGGGAGAAACCUUUCCAUUUGUACCCAUGCUGGUGACCCUUGGUGCUCUCCCAGUGAGGGCAGAGCAUUUAUGUCCAAGAGAACCAGGGCAAAGGCUCUACUGGAGCACUGGAAACACUUGUCUGGGCCUUGGGGCCCUGGGGAGGGGACACCUGUGCUACUCAAAGCACUCUGAGAGCUCUGGCCAGACUUGGGCUGUGUGGAGGAAACCAGAGUGAUUCUGUGAUGUGCACGCUGAGAGCAUUUGGAACAUCAGGAGGUGCUGGAGGUCAUCGUGUAGCAUCUCUGUAUUAAAUGCAGACAAAGAUCCACUACCUGGGUGGCUUUUUUUCAGGGAAAAAGUCCCCUCAUGCCAGGCCUGGGGCUCUCCAGUGCCCAGCAGGUGAGUUGAUGCCACUCAAGCCAGAGCUGUGGUUAUGGCACUCAGGUGUUUGGGCACUGCAGGUGUGUCCCUGGGUUGGAAAAGACCCUCUGAUAUCAUCCAGUCCAGUCUGUGACCAUGAUUAUGACCCUGCCAGACAACCCAACCAGAAGCUUCUGGGGGCCUGUGUGUUCCCCAGUUCCCCUCCAGCACCUCACUGGGCUGAAAAGGACUCUGAGCUCCACGUUAUACUGAGGUCACAUUUUCCUUGAGCUGUCCUUGUUCCCUGGAGCUCAGUUCUAGACCUUUCUCCCCCUUGUAGAAAUCCCAUCUGUCCUUCCCUCCAGGUGGGAAUCCCUCAUGGUCACAGGGUGUGGUCCCUGGGAACUGAUUUCUUCCCUCCCUCGAGGGGGGAACAAGGAGCUGGUGAGAGGCUGAGCCGGCCCGAUGGGUCCAUCUGGUGGCCACCGCCCACCCCGAUCAGCAGAUCAGCACCACCAGUCAGGGGGUUGGUAAGCAGCAGCCCCAGACCUUCCCUUGACCCCUCCCAGGAGCAGCUCGGAAAUGGGAUAGGAGGGGAGGAAAAGAAUGCAGUUUGGGUGAGUUAGAAAACUUAAGGAAGGGACGACGUGGAGAGGCUGCAAAAAAUGCCAAAUGCCUGAUUAGUUACUUGAUUUGUUAAUUAAUUGAUCAGCUUCGUCCUGUACAUCAUCCUCCAUGGGAGGAAAUGUUUUCUGCUGUCCAGCCUCUUCCCCUCCCUGUACCCCCUCCACUUCUCACUGGGGCAUCCCCCAGGUGGGCACACCCUGGCGGGCCCUGCUCCUGGCCCCAUCCACAUCCCACAGCAGUGGUUCCCAUCCCUUGGCAAAUGCCAGCAGGAGUCAAUAAUUUAAUUCCUUAUAAAAAAAAGGAAAUGAGAAAAAUAAAGGACCUCUUUGAACAAAA
Molecule: messenger RNA, 2657 nt
Organism: Myiozetetes cayanensis
Lineage: Eukaryota; Metazoa; Chordata; Aves; Passeriformes; Tyrannidae
Gene: TMEM9
Product: transmembrane protein 9
Exons: 6
Coding region: 80-655 (191 amino acids)
Cellular component (GO): lysosomal membrane
Source: RefSeq, a predicted model, not a curated record